GGGACCUAGGGCGCACGUUGCGUCAGCACGUGCGAGCGCUAGGGCUGGGUCUCCGGAAUAGAAGGUGGGCUCUUCCUGCGCUGGUUGGCGGUUGAGAGGUUCGUUGGUGGGUUGUAGAGUUGUGACCUCAUGGCGGAGAUAAUUCAGGAACGCAUAGAAGAUCGACUCCCCGAAUUGGAACAGCUGGAGCGCAUUGGACUGUUCAGUCAUGCGGAGAUUAAGGCCAUCAUUAAAAAGGCUUCGGAUCUGGAAUAUAGAAUACAGCGAAGAACUCUUUUUAAGGAAGACUUUAUCAAUUAUGUUCAAUAUGAAAUUAAUCUUUUGGAGUUGAUUCAGAGAAGGAGAACUCGCAUCGGCUAUUCAUUUAAGAAGGAUGAGAUUGAGAAUUCCAUUGUACACCGGGUACAAGGUGUCUUCCGACGAGCUUCAGCAAAAUGGAAAGAUGAUGUUCAACUUUGGCUAUCCUAUAUAGUCUUUUGUAAGAAAUGGGCUACCAAAGCUCAACUUAGCAAGGUAUUUUCUGCCAUGUUGGCCAUUCAUUCAAACAAACCAGGUAUGUACUUUAGGAUGGAGUUGAUGCAUGCUGAGAAACUGAGGAAAGAAAAACAAGAAUUUGAAAAAGCCAAAAUGGAUGUGGGGAAUCUUGAUUAUCCUGAAGAAAUCCUUAAGGGCGAGUUGGCACGGAUCAUCUACAAAAAUUCUGUAAGCAUAAUUAAAGGUGCAGAAUUUCAUGUGUCACUGCUUUCAAUUGCACAGCUAUUCGACUUUGCCACAGAUCUGCAAAAAGAAAUUUAUGAUGACCUUCAGGCUCUGCACACAGAUGACCCUCUUACUUGGGAUUAUGUGGCACGGCGAGAAUUAGUGAUGGAGAUGCAGCCAGCUGGAGAGCAGCCUGCCACGAAACAAGCCAGAGCAGUGGAGGUGGGCCGGAAGGAGGAGAGGUGCUGUGCUGUGUAUGAAGAGGCAGUAAAGACUCUCCCCACAGAGGCCAUGUGGAAGUGUUACAUCAACUUCUGCUUGGAAAGGUUCACUAAGAAGACCAGCAGUCAGUUCCUCAGAGAGAGGAGGCUGGAAAGAACCAUGAUGGCAUUCAGGAAGGCACAUGAACUCAGACUUCUACCAGAAUUCCAGUACAAGCAGUGGAUCGAGUUGUUGCUGCAUCAGGACUUUUUAAAGGAAGCUCUGGAGGUAGCAGUAGCCGGGACUGAAUCGUUUAGAGACUCCGUGACGAUGUGGCAGAUGAAGCUGCAGGUGCUGAUUGACUCUAAGAGCCCUGAUGUAGCCGGGCUUUUUGAAGAAGCUUUUGUGCAUCUGAAAGCCCAGGUCUGUCUGCCAUUGUGGAUUUCUUGGGCAGAGUGGAGUGAAGGUGCCAAAAGCCAAGAAGACACAGAAGCCAUUUUUAAGAAAGCUCUCUUAGCUGUCAAAGGUGCUAACUCAGUCACUCUGAAGGAUAAGUACCUGGAUUGGGCUUACCGAAGCGGUGGCUACAAAAAGGCCAGAGCUGUGUUUAAAAGUUUACAGGAAAGCCGUCCAUUUUCAGUUGAUUUUUUCAGGAAAAUAAUCCAGUUUGAAAAGGAGCAAGAAUCCUGCAAGAUGGCGAACUUAAGAGAAUAUUAUGAGAGGGCUUUGAGAGAGUUUGGAUCUGUAGAUUCUGAUCUUUGGAUGGAUUACAUCAAAGAAGAAUUGAACCACCCACUUGGUAGACCUGAGAACUGUGGACAGAUCUAUUGGCGAGCCAUGAAAAUGUUACAGGGAGAGUCAGCAGAGGUUUUUGUAGCUAAACAUGCAAUGCAUCAAGCUGGCCAUUUGUGAGAAGAGGGAAAACACAGCCAACUUUAUGAAAUAGUGUUAUAAGCCCUCUGGCCAGAUUUGUGUUGUGAGUUCUUCUGCAGUUUGUUAAGAGAUGGCAGACAAGAUGGCGGUCUGGUUUUUGGACAUGCUUUAAUUUUGUUUUUUUUGUUUUUUUUUUUUUGUUUUUUUAAAGAUUUUAUUUUUUAUUUGACAGAGAGAGACACAG
This is a messenger RNA of Leptonychotes weddellii (Weddell seal), 2017 nucleotides long. Lineage: Eukaryota; Metazoa; Chordata; Mammalia; Carnivora; Phocidae. The record is from RefSeq and is a predicted model, not a curated record.